Telopea speciosissima is the source of this 1155-nucleotide messenger RNA. RefSeq lists its product as uncharacterized. Lineage: Eukaryota; Viridiplantae; Streptophyta; Magnoliopsida; Proteales; Proteaceae. The transcript has a single exon. Bases 1 to 1155 code for a protein of 384 amino acids. The record is from RefSeq and is a predicted model, not a curated record.
AUGGCCAUAAACACUAAGGUGGACAUGCUUUCUCAGAAGUUAGAUUGUUUGUUGUCCAUAGGGCAGAUUCCUAGGCAAACGAACUCACCUCAAACCUUUCAGGAUGUGUGCGCUCUUUGCUCCAUUCCUUACCAUUAUAUGAGUGAUUAUCCUUUAGCUGUGCAAUUCCCUGAAUAUGUUCAAGAACAAGCCCAGGCUGCGCAGAGUUUCUCUAAACUAGGUAAUGAUCCAUUUUCUAAUACCUAUAUCCCUAGCUGGAGGAAUCACCUAAACUUUGGAUGGAAACAACCUAAUGGCUUCCAAACUCCACCCAAUAAGAAAAAAUUUUCCAAUCAGCAGAAUAUCUAUAGAGACCCACAACAACCACUUCCUCCAUCACAGCUUAGUUCUUCAAUAGAGGAAAAAGUGUUGCGCACUUUGAAAGGGUUGGAUCAGAACAUUCAACUUCUCCACUCACAUACUCAAUCUCUCUCCAAGUUAGAAACACAAUUGGGUCAACUAACUGAUGCCAUUAGUAGGAGAGAAGAAGGCCAACUACCAAGUCAAGUGAUAGAUAAUCCUAAUAAUCAGCCUAGUAACAGAAUUUUUCAUGAGCAAGCUAAGGCAGUCAUGACUUUAAGGAGUGGCCGAGUAUUUGGAAUCCCUAAAAAGCGCUCCCUUGAAGAGAGUUCUGAGAAAGAGGCUAGUCCUGAAGCUCCUCAAGUUUCCAAGGACCAUGAGAUCGAACAAGUUGGGGAGGGCAAUAAAACUGAUUCUUACAUACCCAAAGCUCCUUUCCCCUCUUGUUUAAAUUCUCCAUCAUCUUCUUUAUUUGCUAAGAAGGGUGCAGAGAUGGGAGAAAUUAUGGAACUGUUCAAACAAGUCCAGAUCAACCUUCCCCUUCUUGGUGCCACUAAGCAAGUUUCAGCUUAUGCUAAGUUUUUGAAAGAUUUAUGCACUCAAAAGCGUAAGCUGAAGACCCACAUUCCCAAGACUAUCCAUCUUACUGAGCAAGUGAGUGCAAUACUUUUCAAUCAACUUUCCCCUAAGCUUAAGGAUCCGGGAGCCCCUCUUAUAAGUUGCACCAUUGGCAACAUUUCCAUUGAGCGAGUGCUUCUUGAUUUAAGGGCAAGUGUCAACCUUUUACCUAGCUCAGUUUUGGGUUUGGAGAGUUGA